Ostrea edulis (European flat oyster) is the source of this 3506-nucleotide messenger RNA. Its product is annotated as innexin unc-9-like. The transcript is spliced from 2 exons. The record is from RefSeq and is a predicted model, not a curated record. The coding region runs from base 962 to 2173 and encodes 403 amino acids. NCBI's taxonomy places the organism in Eukaryota, Metazoa, Mollusca, Bivalvia, Ostreida, Ostreidae.
AUGUCUUGCAUGUUAGUGAUUAAUGAUGUUGAUAGUUUGUUUCUCAUUAUUUUGGCAGCAUACUAAUAUCGUGAUGUCAAGAAAUAAAUUCAAUUGAAAAAUAAAAGGUAAUUUAUUGUAUUUUGGGAACUCAUUUUCCAUUUGUUAAUGUCAGCUGAUAGGAAUUACAUACGUUGAGCGAACAGAAAUGUAUAAAAAGUGCUACUAAAAUUCAAGAGUACAUGUAAUGCAACAUUUAUUCAUUUAAAAAAAUCCUCAAUGUUAACCCAAUGAAAUAAGCCUUUAAAAAGCAGCCCUAUCGCGAUUUUAAAAGAGUUGAACAUAUAUGUGAGUGAUCAGCACUAGAUCAAUUCUAAAUAAAAGUUCAGAAUUAUUAUUAUAUAUAAGAUAAAAGACAAAGAGUUUUUAUUGACGUUGUUUUAUUGACAAAGUUCUACUGGAAGAUGAUUGUUAACAUUUUUUUUAAUUAUUAUUAUUAUUAAGAUAUAUGUAUAGAACCCUUUGUCUCAAUAAACUGAAAAUCUCUCUAAAUCUCUCUCUCUCUCUCUCUCUCUCUCUCUCUCUCUCUCUCUCUCUUUAAUUCUUAUAUUUUAUUUUAUUAUCAUUCUCUUUUUUCAUUCUUGAUAUAUAAAAUUUACAUCUAGAACAUUCGUUCUUACGACAUAAUCUUCAGCACUUAGUCAAUAUGUUGCAUCACUUUUAUAUUACAGAGUUGCCUUUCCUUUUGAAUUUGGCUAUAUCACCUUUGAACUUCUUAGUGCGUUCUGAUUGGUCAAUCACUAGAUAUUUGGAAAUGAGUGACACCCAUGUAAGUUCCAUUAAGCCCUUCCCAUAAACUAUCAUUUUCACACAAGGUAGAGAAGUUCCGACAUUACAAUAGUUCACAGAGGGACAUUUUCUACAACUUUCGAUAAACAAGACCAAAGAAACUCAGAGGUCCAGAGAGUGACCAAGAGAAGCCAUGUCGGUUGUGUGGAUUUUCGGGAGUUGGGCGAGCUGGAACAAGCUCCGAGGAAAUGACGACGAUGAUUGGGUGGACCGAGUCAAUCACAUCUACACCGUGGUCCUAUUGUGCAUCUUCGCCGUGUUCACGGGAGGCGGACAAUACGUAGGAAACCCCAUUGAAUGCUGGUGCCCCGCGCAGUUUACGGGGUCGUAUGUAUCGUAUACGAAAUCCUACUGCUGGAUUAAAAAUACGUACUAUGUUCCUCUUGAGGAAGCUAUCCCCUUGGACCAUGGGACCCGUCGUCAAGAAGAACUGACCUACUACCAGUGGGUUCCUAUCAUCCUCGUCUUCAUGGCUUUCUUAUUUAAGGUGCCCUGUCUCGUAUGGAGGAUGCUGAACAGCUACUCGGGACUAAAUCUAGAGAAAAUUGUCAAUAUGUCCGCCGGGACACAGACAGCUGAGCCAAAGAAGAGAGACGAAACUGUUAAACACAUCGCCGUUUACAUCGACCGCUGGUUGGAGACCCACCGUCAGUACAACUACAACUUUAUGGUCCGAAUGAAACAAAAGGCGUCCAAGAUCUGCUGCAUCAUGUGUAACAAGCGCGAAGGCACAUACCUUACAGGCCUGUACAUGUUUGUCAAAAUCUUGUACUGCGUCAACGUCAUCUGUCAAUUUUUUAUCUUGAAUGCAUUUAUGGGACACGGGUUCUAUUCCGCUUACGGUCUCGAAGUUCUCCAAGGAUUGGCCAACAAUUGGGAGAUCAAUGAAAGUCCUCGUUUCCCGCGCGUCACUCUCUGUGAUUUUGACAUCCGUCAGCUUCAGAACCUGCAGAGGUGGACCGUCCAGUGUGUACUACCCAUUAACCUCUUCAACGAGAAAAUCUUCAUAUUCCUUUGGUUCUGGUUCGUGUUAGUUGCCAUCGUCACGUGCGGCAACUUCCUGUUCUGGGUCUGGCGUGUGCUUGUGAAGCAAAACCGCGUUGCCUACAUCAAGAAGUUCUUGAAGGUCCGCGAUGAACUCCAUGGAGAGGAUGACAAGAAGGUUUGCCGUCAGUUCGCGGACCAAUAUCUUCGUGAUGAUGGUCUCUUCGUUCUGAGAAUCAUAGCUAGGAACACUAACGCCAUCUUGUUGACUGAUUUGGUAUUGAACUUGUGGGGUAUAUACAAGGAAAAACCCUUAGUGAAAAAAGCCCUAAGUGAUGAUUAUGGCGAAACGCAUGCCUAAGCGAGACUGUCUUUGUAAAAGCUAGUUAUGUUCAAAUGGGGAGAGUGCAAGAGACAUUCCAGGUAGCGCGAGGUGACACAAAUAAAUGUAUGCCAUCAGUGUUGGUUUGAAGGGGUGCUUAAAUUUCGUAGUCGACCUGCUUUUGACGUCAGAUUUCGCCACUGUUCCCGCCUUUGGUGCUAAGCGUGUCAGGGAGAGAGAGGGAUACUAGUCCUAGUCAUACCAUUUGGGCAUUGGCAGUUCCAACUAUGCAGUAGAAUAACUACAUUCACAAUUUUUUUUGUUCGAAUUUGUUUUUUUCUCUCGAUUUUCCAGCAAACAUCUUGAUUUUAUUUCGAAACAAAAUGUCCAUCGAAUCUCAAACAUUCCAGAUCCAUUGUCUUCCAGUUGGACAUUAACUACGGCAAACCAGGAUUCCAUUUCCAUGACAUCAUGUAUUACUGAUUUUUUUGUUAUGUAGUGAAAUAUUGCAGUGUCUAAGGAAGUGUGAAUUUUUUUUUUACCGACUCAUUUAAUUUAAAAUUUGUCUCGUGAUAUCUGUUACUUUGAUGAUAUUUGUAAUCAUUAAUAAUUGGCCAGUGAUUGUGUCUUUAUCAUGUUCAUUAUGAUAUUAUCUAAUUUAAAAGAAUUACAACUUUAGAAUGAGAAUCACGAAUCAACGAAUUGUUGUCAAGAUAAAGAAAACUGUGAUACAAACUAACCGCAUUCUCAUGAUAUUAAUUUUUUUCCAGAGAUAUAUUUUUCUAUUUUGAAAAAUGUUUCCAUAUACCACAAUUUUUUUUUUGUUUGUUUGACAUUUAGGAAUGGGUAUGUGAUUAUUUUGGAUUUGAUGCUGUUAGUCAUUUCAUGUUCAAUUGUAACAGGUCAAGGCCCUUAAUUAUGUUGAUCUCUGUUAUUCAGCAUGUGUUCAUAAUUUUGUAAUCACCAUGUCAUAUCGUUGCCGGCUAUAUUAAUCGGAGGACCAAAUGAACAUUCGCUUUUGUUAGAUGUAUGAUAGAAAGAUAACACUGAUGUAUGGAUGCCUAUGUUGUGUUAAAUAUGGGCAUUUCUCUGUUGUGAAAUAUCUUUUAAAAAGGUUGUAUCAAUUUUAAUGUAAUUGGAUUUGCAAAUUUCGCGUGCCUUAUAACCAGGACUCAGCACAAGGGAAUGUAUAUUUUGUAAAAUAAAUGUUCAGAUAGCAUUUAUAUUUUUUAUGAUGUACAAUGUAGUGAUUGCAUAUACCCUUAUUUUAUUACCAAUAAUUCAAACUGCAAUAUAUAGUGGCAUAAGUUGUUUUAAAUAAAAGUUUAACUAUUUAGUUCAGAAAUAGAAAUAAUAAAGAGUUAUUAAAAUG